This is a messenger RNA of Cryptococcus amylolentus CBS 6039, 2169 nucleotides long. RefSeq names its product pre-mRNA-splicing factor CLF1. Gene Ontology annotation, cellular component: Prp19 complex; post-mRNA release spliceosomal complex; U2-type catalytic step 2 spliceosome. Bases 1 to 2169 code for a protein of 722 amino acids. The transcript is spliced from 10 exons. Lineage: Eukaryota; Fungi; Basidiomycota; Tremellomycetes; Tremellales; Cryptococcaceae. Gene Ontology annotation, biological process: spliceosomal complex assembly; mRNA splicing, via spliceosome. The record is from RefSeq and is a predicted model, not a curated record. Gene Ontology annotation, molecular function: protein binding.
AUGGCCGACCGAGAUGUCAGGGAUCGCGCCCCUAGGGUCCGCAACAGGGCUCCCGCUGCUGUCCAGAUCACAGCGGAGCAAUUACUUCGUGAAGCCCAGGAGCGCCAAGAACCCGGCGUGCAGGCUCCCAAGCAGCGAGUUCAGGAUCUUGAAGAGUUGUCAGAGUUCCAAGCAAGGAAGAGGACAGAGUUCGAGGGACGGAUCCGAUACUCGAGGGACAGUAUCAUGGCUUGGAUCAAAUACGCACAAUGGGAAUCCAGCCAGAAUGACUUUGAUCGCUCGAGAUCCGUUUUCGAGCGUGCAUUGGAUGUGGACCCGCGAUCUGUUGAUCUUUGGACCAAGUACACAGAUAUGGAACUGAAAGCGAGAAACAUCAAUCAUGCGAGAAAUCUCUUUGACAGAGCCAUUACGACCCUUCCCCGAGUUGACUCGCUUUGGUACAAGUAUGUCUAUCUCGAAGAGCUUCUCCUCAACGUUCCCGGCGCUCGGCAGAUCUUUGAGCGAUGGAUGCAAUGGGAGCCGAAUGACAAGGCGUGGCAAUCGUAUAUCAAACUGGAGGAACGAUACAACGAACUUGAUCGGGCUUCCGCCAUCUACGAACGGUGGAUUGCCUGUCGACCUAUACCGAAAAACUGGGUGCAAUGGGCGAAAUUCGAGGAGGACAGGGGCCAACCGGACAAGGCGCGAGAGGUGUUUCAAACAGCGCUGGAAUUCUUUGGCGAUGGAGAAGAGGAAGUGGAAAAGGCGCAGGUUGUGUUCGGGGCCUUUGCGAGGAUGGAGACCAGAUUAAAGGAGUUUGAGAGGGCUAGGGUGAUUUACAAGUUUGCUUUGGCGAGGUUGCCCAGAUCCAAAUCUGCAAGCUUGUACUCUCAAUACACCAAGUUUGAGAAGCAGCAUGGUGAUCGUGCCGGUGUAGAGUUGACUGUUUUGGGCAAGCGUCGAAUCCAAUAUGAGGAAGAACUUGCCUACGACCCGACAAAUUAUGACGCCUGGUUCUCACUCGCUCGCUUGGAAGAGGAUGCUUAUCGAGCGGACAAGGAAGAUGGUAGCGAAGACGCGAACCCUACGAGGGUUAGGGAGGUUUACGAGAGAGCUGUGGCCAAUGUGCCCCCGGCUAUCGAAAAGAGAUACUGGCGAAGAUACAUCUACCUGUGGCUGCAAUAUGCCGCGUUCGAAGAAAUCGACACCAAAGACUUUGACCGAUCUCGAGACGUCUACAAAGCUGCCAUCAAAUUAGUCCCCCAUAAAUCCUUCACGUUCGCCAAGCUCUGGCUGUCAUAUGCCUACUUUGAGAUUCGCCGUUUGGACGUGACGGCUGCGAGGAAGGUUCUGGGCGCGGGUAUCGGAAUGUGUCCCAAGCCUAAACUCUUUACUGGCUAUAUCGAGCUGGAGAUGCGAUUGCGAGAGUUUGAUCGUGUGAGGACGCUCUACGAAAAGUUCCUCACUUUCGACCCAUCGCUCAGUUCCGCCUGGAUCCAAUGGACCCAAGUGGAAUCAGCUGUCGAAGACUUUGAGCGUGUGCGAGCCAUCUACGAACUUGCUGUUCAACAAGCUCUCGACAUGCCUGAAGUCGUCUGGAAAGCAUAUAUCGACUUUGAGGCUGGCGAGGGUGAGCGCGAGCGAGCCCGAAGCCUUUACGAACGCUUGCUCGAAAGGACAAGCCACGUCAAGGUCUGGAUCUCGUACGCUCUCAUGGAAAUCGCAACUCUUGGUGGGGGCGAGGACGAGGACGGCAACGAGAUCGAAGGCGAGGCUGGCGAUGUGGAGGCGGCUAGACAAGUGUUUGAAAGAGGUUACAAGGACCUCAGGAAGAAUGGCGAGAAGGAGGACAGGGCGGUCUUGCUUGAGGCUUGGAAGACGUUCGAGGAGGAACAUGGCGAUGACGAGAAUAAGGAGACUGUGGAGCAAAUGAUGCCCACAACAAGAAAGAGGUGGAGAGAGGCCGAAGAUGGCAGUGGCAUGGAAGAGUACUGGGAUCUCAUAUUCCCCGACGACGAGAAGGAGGCCAACCCUACGACCUUCAAGUUCUUCCAGGCUGCGCAAGAAUGGGCUGCCAAGCGUGGGGCACAAGGGGAAGAGAGUGGUGGGCUGUCCUACGACAUGCCAUCAGACUCUGACGACGACGAUGACGGAGAAGCGGGUGAAGGCGAAGGAAUGGACGAAGAUUGA